Molecule: messenger RNA, 1434 nt
Organism: Rhizophagus irregularis DAOM 181602=DAOM 197198
Lineage: Eukaryota; Fungi; Glomeromycota; Glomeromycetes; Glomerales; Glomeraceae
Source: RefSeq, a predicted model, not a curated record
AUGUCUGCCUCUGUUAAUUCUGCUUUUGUUGUAGCUAAUAGAGCAGCUAAUUUGAAUGUUGAUAAUAUACACGAAAAAUAUGAAUUUGUUGAUCUUAAUUCAGGAACAAAAAGAAUUUGCGAAAGUUGUAAUCAAGAAUGUUUGGCUACAUUUUAUUGUGAAUAUUGUAUUCGAAUUCAUCUAAGAGUAAAAUUUUCGAAUUGGACGUCUGGAAAUGCUGAUAUUGAUAAUUUAAUCCAAAAAUGUCAAAUGGAAACACUUGUGCCAACUAUAAUAAUUGAAUGGAUUCCAUAUAAUAGAAUUGAGAAUAUUAAAUUUUUAACAAAAGGUGGAUAUUCUAAAAUUUAUACAGCAGUUUGGAUUGAUGGAGGUUACAAUGAGUGGGAUUCUAAAAAACAACAGUUAAAAAGAUUUGGAAGAGAAAAUGUUAUACUUAAAACAUUAGGAAAUGUUGAAAGUGAAAAUCAAAGGUGGUUUGAAGAGGCUAAAUCACAUUUUACUAUAAGUAACAAAUGGUCAUCUACAGUUCGAUGUUACGGUUUAACACAAAAUAUAUUAGAUGGAAAUUAUAUGCUUGUUAUAAGAAAAAUGGAUAUGGAUUUAAGAAAAUAUUUACAACAAAAUCAUAAUCAACUUACAUGGAAAGAAAGGAUUCAAAUUACUUAUGAAAUAAUUAUUGCACUUAGUAGAAUUCAUGGAGAAAAUGCAAUUCAUAGAGAUUUGCAUUCUAAGAAUAUAUUACAUAGUCACUAUUAUCAAAGGUUUUACAUCAGUGAUCUUGGAUUUUGUGGUCCAGCAAAUAGACCAUCAAAAAGUAUAUAUGGAAAUCUUCCUUAUAUAGCACCCGAGAUUAUUAAUGGAAAAGGAUAUACUUUUAAAUCUGAUAUUUAUAGUUUUGCAAUGCUUAUGUGGGAAAUUUCAUCAGGUCAACCACCGUUUAUUAAUUACGAACAUGAUUACGAUCUUGCAAUGAAAAUAAUUAAUGGUAUUAGACCAAAAAUUGUACCGGGAACCCCUUUAGAAUAUAAAAAGUUAAUAGAACAAUGUUGGGACGCUGAUCCAUCAAAAAGACUUGAUAUUUAUACUCUUUGGAAUGAAAUUAGAAAUAUUAAUAUUUCAUACCAAAAUAAUCCAAGUAAAUUAGCAGCAAAUAAUAAUUUAAAAAUAAAUAAAUCAAAUACUAGCUUAAAAUCAAAAGAUACAAAUAGUGCAUUGUAUACGAGUAAACUUCAUCAAUUUGAAAACUUACCUGAACCAAGAAAUGCAACAGAAGAAGAACUAGAAGCACUUCACAGUAAAUCCCAUGAUCUUGAAAUCCCUGAUAAUAUCGAAGCUUUUAAUAAAUCAAGUAGUCGGACUUUUAAAAGUAUUAUAAUUUUAUUCGAAGCUCCAAAAUAUUUAACAUUAAAAAGCUUCAAAGCAUGGUAUGUAUGA